AAUGGUGAGCCACCACUUGAGAUUGAAAAAGUUGAUAGGGCCAUAGAUAAUAUGGCAGGUGUUAGAUGUGGUGUCAGACUAAAUUCCAAUCAGUGUUUAGCAUCAUUGUUUCCAGGUUCUGUAGUAACCUCUAGCAAAGAUGGAAACUUUCACAUUGUUUGGUCAAAUUCUAUUAGAAACAUUUCUACUUCUAUACAAUUGUUUAAUUUUAUUAUUAUUGGAAGAACAAAUCGCUUUUUUGAAAAGCAACUCAAAGACCUUUUUAAAAAUAUUAAUGAUUUAUUGAUCGAAUUGGAACAAACGAUUGGAAAAAUUAUUAAUGCCCUCGAUGAGAACCGAUAUGAACAAUUAAAUG
Molecule: messenger RNA, 355 nt
Organism: Racocetra fulgida
Lineage: Eukaryota; Fungi; Glomeromycota; Glomeromycetes; Diversisporales; Gigasporaceae
Source: the annotation of a GenBank genome assembly